CGCGCGAGGCUGGAGGUUCCCAGCGCGAGAGGAGGACAGGAGGAAGCAGAGCGGCGGCGGCGGCGGCGGCGGAUCCGAUAUUAAUACAGAAACACGAAUAAGAGAGAGAAAGCGCGGUUAGUGCUCGGCGGAGAGGACCCCGGACUGCCAGCGAACGGGUGGUGUUUGGCUGUGUGGCUUUUUUUUUACAAUGGAGUGGCAGCCCGAUGAACAGGGGCUCCAGCAAGUACUACAGCUGCUGAAAGAUUCCCAGUCUCCCAACACAGCAACACAGCGUGCUGUCCAGCAAAAAUUGGAACAGCUGAACCAGUACCCAGAUUUCAACAACUAUUUGAUCUUUGUGCUGACCAGGCUCAAAUCUGAAGACGAGCCCACGCGUUCCCUCAGUGGUCUGAUCCUGAAGAACAAUGUGAAGGCACACUACCAGAACUUCCCUCCUCUCGUGGCUGACUUUAUCAAACAGGAGUGCCUGAACAACAUUGGGGACUCCUCUCCGCUCAUCAGAGCCACUAUUGGGAUCCUCAUCACGACCAUCGCUUCGAAGGGAGAGCUGCAGGCCUGGCCUGAGCUUCUGCCUCAGCUCUGCAACCUACUCAACUCUGAGGAUUACAACACCUGUGAGGGAUCAUUUGGAGCCCUGCAGAAGAUCUGUGAAGACUCCUCUGAGCUCCUGGACAGUGAAGCACUCAACAGACCUCUCAACAUCAUGAUCCCCAAAUUCCUACAGUUCUUCACGCACUGCAGCCCCAAGAUCAGAUCUCAUGCCAUCGCCUGUGUGAACCAGUUCAUCAUUGGCAGAGCACAAGCGUUGAUGGACAACAUUGACACGUUUAUUGAGCACCUGUUUGCUCUGGCUGCGGACGAGGACUCUGAGGUCAGAAAGAAUGUGUGCAGAGCUCUGGUGAUGCUGCUGGAGGUCAGGAUAGACAGGCUUAUUCCACACAUGCACAGCAUCAUACAGUACAUGCUGCAGAGAACCCAGGACAGUGAUGAGAACGUGGCUCUGGAGGCCUGCGAGUUCUGGCUCACUCUGGCAGAGCAGCCCAUCUGCAAGGAGGUGCUGAGUGGACACCUGGUGCAGCUGAUUCCAAUCCUGGUGAACGGGAUGAAGUACUCUGAGAUUGAUAUCAUCUUGUUAAAGGGCGAUGUGGAGGAAGAUGAAACUGUGCCGGACAGUGAGCAGGAUAUCAAGCCGCGCUUCCACAAGUCUCGCACGGUGACUCUGCAGCACGAGGGGGACGCGACCGAGGAGGGAGAGGACUUUGACGAAGAUGAGGAUGACGAUGAUGACGACACGCUGUCUGACUGGAACCUGCGUGAGUCUGGGGGAAGGGGGGAGGGUUGUAGGGAUGGGCUGGCAUUACAUUUACACGUUGUAUGUCAAAAACAGUGGUCAAUCAAUCGUAUUAUAUUUAUAUUGCACCUUAUUCAUUCAAAGUGUCCCAAAGCACUGUACAAGACAAAGCAAAGAAUCACGAUAAAGUAAAAAUUAUAAAGCAUCCCAAGACGUGUUACAUACAGAACUGCCAACGAUUAGACCAUUA
Molecule: messenger RNA, 1544 nt
Organism: Polyodon spathula (Mississippi paddlefish)
Lineage: Eukaryota; Metazoa; Chordata; Actinopteri; Acipenseriformes; Polyodontidae
Product: transportin-2-like
Exons: 11
Coding region: 191-1486 (431 amino acids)
Biological process (GO): protein import into nucleus
Cellular component (GO): nucleus; cytoplasm
Molecular function (GO): nuclear import signal receptor activity; small GTPase binding
Source: RefSeq, a predicted model, not a curated record